AUGGACCAGCAAAAGCUUGUUGAGCUGCUCCAGGCAUGCCAGAUUCCUGACACGCAGAAGGUCAAGGCUGCCACGGCCGAGCUGCGAAAGAAUUUCUAUCCUCACCCAGACUCGUUACUCGGCCUCCUCCAUGUCAUUGUGUCGCAUCCUGAAGCUACCAUACGCAUGCUUGCAGCUGUGCAAGCUUUGCGCCUUGUCCCCAAGCAUUGGAACAACAUCGCCGAAAAUCAGAAGCCCGCGGUUCGAAAUGAGAUCCUCCAAGCCAUUGUACGAGAGCAGGAUUCCAAGUGCCGACAUGGCCAGUCUCGUGUUAUCGCGGCCAUCGCGUCGCUAGACUUUAGCAACAAGCAAUGGGGAGACCUGUUACCUGCUGUCAGCCAGCUUGCCACCUCGGAGAACGUUGCCCACCGUGAGGUGGGUUCAUAUAUCAUUUAUAGUCUCCUCGAGGCGGACCCGGUCCAUUUCGAAGAUCAUCUCCCGAUGCUGUUUGAGCUCUUCUCCAAAACGAUCAAGGACCCUCAGAGUCGCGACGUGCGGGUCAACACCAUGAUGUCCAUCAGCUCCAUCCUAAUGCUGAUCAGCGCCGAUGAAGACGAACAGUCUGUGGAAACCGUCCAGGGCUUCAUCCCGUCCAUGGUAGAUGUCCUCAAGGAUGCGGUCGACAAUGGCGACGACGAAAGGAUACAACAGUCUUUUGAAGUUUUCCAAUCGUUCUUAUCUUAUGAGUCGGCCAUACUCUCUCGCUACUUCAAGGACUUGGUUCAGUUUAUGCUCGAUUUAGCUGUCAACACAAAUGCCGACGACGAUGUCCGGGUUCAGGCCUUAGCCUUCCUGGCCCAGAGCGUUAGGUAUCGACGAAUGAAGAUACAGGGCAUCCCUGAUAUGGGUCUGCAGCUCAUGAAGAAGAGCUUGCUCAUUCUGUCUGAGCUAGAUGAGGACGACGACGAGGACGACGCGAGUCCUGCUAGGUCUGCCCUUACAUUGAUCGAUCAGCUGGCUAGCGAUCUCCCGCCGCGGCAAGUUAUCGUUCCUUUGCUGGACGAGUUCCCCAAUUAUGCAAGGUCCCAGAAUCCUGGCCAACGCAAGGCCUGUGUUUUAGCGCUUGGGACCUGCGCGGAGGGCGCCCCCGAAUUCGUCUCGACGCAGAUAGAAUCUGUGUUACCCCUAGUCCUGAAUCUGCUUAAAGAUCCGGAGCGGAGUGUCCGCUAUUCCGCCCUUCUCGGUCUCAUACGCCUGGGCGAGGAUUUAUCCGACGGCAUGUCUUCGCACCACGAAGCUAUUAUAACCGCCUUAAUUAUGAACUUAGAUGCGGCUAGCAGCGACGAGUCUGACAAGAAGAAUUCUGAGAUUAUCGGAUCUGUAUGCGGCGCCAUUGAUUCCUUAGCCGAGGGGUUUGGGCCAGAAAUCAUGGCGAAGUACGGGGAGAGUAUGAUACAUCGUGUUGGGACGUUCCUAGCACACCCCGAUCCUAAGGUCAAGGCUUCAGCCGCGGGUGCGCUAGGCGCCAUCGCUGCUUCUAUCAAGAGUGCGUUUAUUCCUUACCUCAAAGACACCAUGGAGGCCAUGUCAUCAUACAUCAUGGCCGAGAGCGGUGAGGAGGAGUUAGCGCUACGAAGCUCUGUUUACAAUGCCAUGGGUCGUAUCGCCGUUGGUGUCGGAGCCCAGCAAUUCAGCCCAUACGCCAUGCCGCUACUAAUAUCUAGCGAGAAAGCCCUCAACCUUGAAAAUGCUCGCCUCCGGCAGACCACUUUCGUCCUAUGGAGUCAACUCGCUACGGUGUACGAAGGAGAUCUUGGAGACUCGCUCGCGGGGAUUUUUAAGGGCCUGUUUGACAGCUUACAGCUCGAAGAGGAAGACUUUGAGCUAGACGUCAUUGAAGAGCAGGAGGGCCUUGUAGACGAGACGGUUGUCGGGCGUGCCAAGAAGGCCAAGGCCAAGAUCGUUGGUGAAGCUGAGGAUGAUGAUACUUAUGACAUGGACGAUGAAGACGACGACGACUGGGAUGACCUUGUUGGCGUAUCCGCUCAGGCACUAGAGAAAGAGACCGCGCUGGAAGUGCUCGGAGACGUCAUAUACGCAUCCAAGGAACGGAGUACUCCCUACAUCGAGAGGACAGUGGAACUAGUGGCUCCUUUUGCGGAGCACAUAUACGAGGGCUGUCGGAAAUCCGCUAUUGGAACCUUGUGGCGAACGUAUGCUUGCGUUUGGGAAGUCGUGGAAAAGCAGACGGGCAUAAAAUGGGAGCCAGGCUUGCCCUUGAAGUCUGAACCAAUUGCAAACAUUGCCAGAUUGGGUGAGAUCGUUUCUACUGCCACCCUGCAGAUCUGGCAGGACGAAUCCGACCGGGACCCGGUUACCGAGAUCAAUCGGAGUGUUGCCUUUACUCUCAAGGCAUGCGGUCCGGCGAUACUAGGACAGAGGGAUAUGAUGGAGGGGAUUGUUACCGUCCUUGGAACUAUCAUCACCCGUUCGCAUCCCUGCCAACAGGACCUGGGGGACGAAGAAGAAGACCAAGAUAUGGCACAGGGUAGCUCCGAGUGGGACUGGCUCAUCGUGGAUACCGCAUUGGAUGUGUUGAUCGGCCUCGCCUGCGCCCUGGGGGCACAGUUUGCCGAAGUCUGGAAGGUCUUCGAGAAGCCCAUUCUCAAGCUGCUUAGUUCCAACGAGGCCAUCGAACGGUCGACAGCUGUCGGCGUGGUGGCCGAAUGUGUCGCAUACAUGGGUAGCGCCGUGACUCCCUAUACGGCAAAUCUACUGCGUCCGUUGCUGCACCGUCUUUCCGACGAGGACAAGGACACCAAGUCGAAUGCGGCUUACGCAACUGGUCAGCUCGUAUAUCAUUCAGAGGAUACGAAGACGUGUCUCGCUGCGUAUAACCAGAUCCUCAGAAAGCUUGAGCCCUUACUGCAGAUCAACGAUGCUCGUUUACAGGAUAACGCGGCCGGAUGCCUAUGUCGCAUGAUACUAGCCCACCCGGGCCAGGUCCCCAUCGCAGAAGUUCUGCCUGCGCUUGUAGAGCUGCUUCCUCUGAAGGGGGACUAUGAGGAAAACAAGCCUGUUUAUGAAUGUUUGCAUAAGCUAUAUGUGCUCUCCAAUCCGACGGUGCAGGAACUCACCCCCAAGCUCCUCGGCAUUUUCUCCCAGGUCCUCGGACCUCCAGAUGAGCAGCUCGAACCAGAGACAAGAGAAGUCGUGCUGGAGAUGGUACGCGUCCUCUCUAAGUAG
Durotheca rogersii is the source of this 3225-nucleotide messenger RNA. Its product is annotated as ARM repeat-containing protein. Gene Ontology annotation, molecular function: nuclear import signal receptor activity; small GTPase binding. Gene Ontology annotation, cellular component: cytoplasm; nucleus. NCBI's taxonomy places the organism in Eukaryota, Fungi, Ascomycota, Sordariomycetes, Xylariales, Xylariaceae. The record is from RefSeq and is a predicted model, not a curated record. The coding region runs from base 1 to 3225 and encodes 1074 amino acids. The transcript has 4 exons. Gene Ontology annotation, biological process: protein import into nucleus.